Pyrenophora tritici-repentis Pt-1C-BFP is the source of this 240-nucleotide messenger RNA. The record is from RefSeq and is a predicted model, not a curated record. Lineage: Eukaryota; Fungi; Ascomycota; Dothideomycetes; Pleosporales; Pleosporaceae.
AUGCCGCUGGCCGCUGGCCGCUGUGCUGUCGGUGUCGGCACACGAGCUACCAGUACGAUAGUGAUGGUAAAAGGCACCGAGGUCUGCAUGGCAGCGGUGCUCGGCCCGCACCCAGUCGCACAUCGAGUAUGGGCCAAGGGCGGGCUCACAUGCAAGGACCCCCAGCAUGAAGGUCAGGUCAGCGAGGGGCCCUGGUUGCCACUACUUUUGGCACAAUGUGUCCUGAGCACCGGUUCGUAG